Messenger RNA from Pseudopodoces humilis (Tibetan ground-tit), 1936 nucleotides. It is a transcript of the gene TYW2, whose product is annotated as tRNA wybutosine-synthesizing protein 2. NCBI's taxonomy places the organism in Eukaryota, Metazoa, Chordata, Aves, Passeriformes, Paridae. Gene Ontology annotation, cellular component: cytoplasm. Gene Ontology annotation, molecular function: tRNA methyltransferase activity. Gene Ontology annotation, biological process: tRNA methylation; wybutosine biosynthetic process. The record is from RefSeq and is a predicted model, not a curated record.
UCCCGGGGACCCCCGAGCGGGGCUGCUGCGGCCUCGGGGAUCCCCCGGCACCGAGAGCCGGUCUCCGGGCAGCCCCGCGGCCUCGGGGAUGCUUUUUCAGGCACCGGCGCCGAGGCACAGCCCCCGGCGAGCCUGACACCGCCUGGGGCUCGGCAGGAUGGAGGCCACGGACGUCCCCAUGCCUGUCCCCAUGGGUGUCCCUGCGCUGGCCACGGAGCGGAGGUUCGCCCAGCGCCUCAGGGAAUGUCUGGAAGAGGAGCGGCUCUCGGACGGGCGUUUCCAGCUGCAGCGGGUGCCAGGGGGCCGCGUGGCCCUGCCUGUGCUGGAGGAGAAGCUGUCCCAGCUCUGCCUGCCCCCGGAGAUGCCCUGGGAGCUGGUCCGGAUCCAGGAGCCGGUGCCCUCCAGGGCCGCCCGCCGGUGCCCGCCUGCCCGGAGACUGCGGGAUCAGCUGCGGCGGCUGCUGGGGACCAGCUGGUCGGAGGAGCUGGAGCGGGAUGUGCCCCACGCCUGGCAGAGGCACGGCGACCUGGUGCUGCUGAGCGAGGACAGCUUCAAGGCUGCGCCCUGGGAGAGGCUGGGCCCGGAGCUCUGGGAGACGGUCGCCUCGGCUUUGGGAGCCCGGCGGGUGGCCAGGAGAGGACGGGUGAUGCCGGAUGGGAUGCGGACCCCCCGUGUCACCCUGCUGCUGGGCCAGCACGGCUGGGUGGAGCACGUGGACAACGGGAUCAGGUACACCUUUGACGUGACCAAGUGCAUGUUCUCCCCGGGGAACAUCACGGAGAAGCUGCGUGUGGCCUCACUGCCCUGCUCCGGGGAGGUCCUGGUGGAUCUCUAUGCAGGCAUCGGCUAUUUCACGCUGCCCUUCCUGGUGCACGCGGGAGCUGCCUUUGUCCAUGCCUGUGAGUGGAACAGCCACGCCGUGGAGGCCCUGCACAGGACCCUGGUGCUGAACGGGGUGCGGGAUCGCUGCCACAUCCACGCCGGGGACAGCCGGAAGCUGCAGCUGCGGGAUGUGGCAGACAGGGUGAACCUGGGGCUGAUUCCCAGCUCGGAGGAAGGCUGGCCGGUGGCCUGCCGCGUCCUGAAGAAGAACACGGGUGGGGUUCUCCACAUCCACCACAACGUGGAGACUCCCCACGCGCCGGCCCCGCCGCAGCCUGCGGUGCUGCUGGCUGAGCGCGGCUCUCCAGAGACAGCCAGCUCUGGGGGAGAUGCACAGCAGCCAACAGAGGACGGUGGGGAGGAGACACUGGGGGCCAGGCUCAGACCCGAGUGGCAGGGGUGGGCCGAAGCCACGGCCACACGGAUCCAGGGGCUGCUGGCAGAGCUGCACGGGCGGCCGUGGCGCACCAGCGUCCUGCACGUGGAGGCGGUGAAGUCCUACGCUCCACACGUGCAUCACCUCGUGCUGGACCUCGAGUGCCGGCCAGUGCUGCCCGAUUAGCAGGGCAUGGACACCCCUGGAGCUCCAGCUCCCGUGGAAGGGUGGUGUCAAACACCAGGGGCAGGGAGAUGCUACCAGCAGUGUCCUGCUGCCAGCCCAGAUGAGCCUUAUGUCCCCUGGUUCCCAGGUGGCAGCAGUGCCUGGCAGUGCCUCCCCAUGCCCAGGGCACCCAGGGUUGUACUCCCAUGGCAGAUCCCUUCGGGAUCCAGACAAGGAUGGAGGAAGUUGGUGCUCAGAGUGCCAGUGUUCUGCCCUGGCUCUGCCAGUCACUGCCCAAGUCUUGGACAUGUGGUAGCACCUUGAGCCCCAUUUUCACACAGGAGAGAGCCGCAGUGCUGAGAAGCCUUGGGUUCCUGCUGAGUUCAUUUCAGCAGGUCAGGGACAAGCAUUGUGCUUGUGUUUCCCAGCAUGCUUUUUUAAUGUACUGUAAACAAUUCUGUUCAUCUCACUUUCUUCCUAGCUCUUUUUCAGAAAUAAAGAUCUUUCUCACCA